Molecule: messenger RNA, 1530 nt
Organism: Penicillium bovifimosum
Lineage: Eukaryota; Fungi; Ascomycota; Eurotiomycetes; Eurotiales; Aspergillaceae
Exons: 3
Coding region: 1-1530 (509 amino acids)
Biological process (GO): regulation of DNA-templated transcription
Molecular function (GO): DNA-binding transcription factor activity
Source: RefSeq, a predicted model, not a curated record
AUGGACAUGCUGUCCUCAAGGUCCUAUCUCGAGCUGUUGCCAGAAGGACAAGACACAGCAGAGACAUUGAUAACCACCCCAGUGUCCAGUGAAUUAAGUCCUGAGAUAAAAAAUGAGCCAGAGCGCCAACUGAGGCCUCGAAAGAAGCGUACAGCCUCGAAAGCACCAGAGAUCCCCGCUCAAAUGGCCGAGGGCACGAAUGCAACGGCCGCGGAUCGUCCCGUGCGGAAAAGAGGCCGGCCGAGAUUGGAGACGACCAAAGACGCUACUGCGAUCGAGGAGCGUCGUCUGCAGAUCCGACGGGCGCAACGCACCUAUCGUCUCAAAAAGGAGUUCACUAUCCAGACCCUUAGAUCUCGCGUUGACACAUUAGAAAAGGCGCUAGACAACGUGACUGGCAUACUGAGUGCCACCCACCGAGACGCAGCCGAUACCCUUACCAGCGACUCAACCCAGCCAAGCAUCGAUUACCUCGCUCGCACACGAGAACUUAUCCUCGCCGAGAUCGACAAGACCAGAUUCACCGAUGAGGAUGGAACUGACCCUCAGUCCGAGCACGUCCCGGGCCCCUCGAAGGCAGCAUUCGGCUAUCAAGUCUCGCACGCGCGAAACACAGCACGACCCCAAAAGAAGAACCGCAACUCAUCCUCCACCUACCGAGCCUCAAACCGAGCGCGGUCCCCCUCCCCGCUUAUAAACCGCCUCCUGCCAGCAGCAACAAUCUACACAUACAGCCACCAAGAAUCCUGUCUCGCUCGUCGCCUGCACAGAUUCUGCCUCGAGCACACCUACCGCUGGCUAACAGAUGCACGCACCGAGCCAGCCUUCCUAGGCCGAGUCUUCGGGCUAGUCCCCUGCAUUCAUGACAUGCCUGGCAUAAGACGCCAUUACCGCAAGACGCUGCAAUCUGAAAUCGGGAGCACGCUCGAAUUCAGCAAGAUGCCUUUCUACACGCUCGGCGGCGCGGGAAAGCACUUCCCGCGUGUGAGUCCAGAGGGGACCCCCGUCUAUCCGCAGAACAUCCGUAGACCGGGAAAGAUCCUGCGGCGGAUGGUGCGGAUUUUGCAGCGGGGUGGGAUUCAGGAUUGGGAUGAGGACUGGAGUGGGGAUCGGGAGCCUGCGUCUCCGGAGCAGAGUCAGGUGCACAUGAGCCAGGAGGAUAUUACUCGUUCGCUUGAUCUCGAUGGCGAGUGGUUUGAUUGCCAUGAUGUGCAGGGGUAUUUGUUGCACCGUGGGCUUGUGCUUGAGGGGUCGGCGCUGAGGCUCGGCGUUCCUGAGUCGUUGGUGCGUGAUUUGUAUGGAGUUUCGCCCGGUCGAUCGACUGUUUCGAGUAUGUAUGCUUCGUCUGAGGCUACGUAUGUUGAUAUGACGGGGUCGGAAUCUACGAUAUCGGAAUAUACACUUGAUGUUGAGUGUUUCUUUGAUCUUCUCUUAGCAAAUCUUAGAAUCCUUGGCCGCGCACCAGGCUUUCGGGUGUGGGAUGUUGACACAGCGUUGCGGGCAGCCAUUUCUCGUCGCCCCUUUGGCUAG